Molecule: messenger RNA, 2830 nt
Organism: Plodia interpunctella (Indianmeal moth)
Lineage: Eukaryota; Metazoa; Arthropoda; Insecta; Lepidoptera; Pyralidae
Product: nose resistant to fluoxetine protein 6-like
Exons: 13
Coding region: 33-2042 (669 amino acids)
Molecular function (GO): acyltransferase activity, transferring groups other than amino-acyl groups
Source: RefSeq, a predicted model, not a curated record
GAAGGGGCGACCUCCACCUUACAUUUGAGGUUAUGCAAGCGCAUUCCCGCCAAAUCUUCGGCUCAGUGCAUUUUCGCGCGGGAAAGAUGCUGCGCGCAGCUGUGUUGUCUGUGCUUCUAAGUGUCGCGUGGGGAAGUGUUGUUCAAAUCAAUGAAACUACUUUCGCGUCCCUGCCGCCGCUGUAUGCGCUGGACGAGUGGGCGCAGUGCCAGAACCCUGGAGACGUGUAUUGCAUCGUUGAUGCUCAGCUGCGCUCCGACUCUCCUUCACCCACCUUGAGGUUGCUAGAGGCCUACUCCCAACAAACCUUGAAGCAUUACAAUCGCACGCUGGUGCACCGAGGCGUGUGUGUGUCCCGAUGUAUGGAAGUCCAUGGCUCAGGUGACAAGCACACGGCAGCUCAGCAUUGUGUCAACAACAGUGUGGUCAAAUAUGGGCUACAGGCAGUCGUGACGUCAGUGAGCUGGUGCAGCACGCAGGGGUCGCCUCCCGCGACGGACGCGAGCUCUGCGCGUGCGCUGGCCGUGCUGUGUGUAGUGCUGGUCGCCUUAGCCUUCCUGGGCACUGUGCUGCAUGUCGUCGGCGACCGCUGGGCUAAACUUGACAGCAACCGAUACCUCUUGGCAUUCUCGCUGAAGCGCAACUGGUCGAUCCUCACAUACGACCGCUCCAAGCCGCGCAGUGACGACAGGAUGAAGGACCUCACAGCCAUUGAGGGCAUCAGAGUGAUAGGCAUGCAGUGCGUCAUAUUCUCUCAUGUUCUCUUCAUCAACAUCUACUCCUUCACAGAUAACCCGCAGUACAUUGAAAACAUGUACGACCAGUUCGGUUGGCAAGCAGUAAUGAAUUCUCCACUCUGGCUGCAAGCAUUCUUCUCCAUGUCUGGUUUCCUCUCAGCCUACGUCAUUCUCAUCACCGCCGAAACUAAACCAAUGACCGUAAUGAAGUGUAUCAUGAGUGUUAUCAACAGAUAUGUAAGGAUGACACCAGUGGCUGGUGUCGCGCUGUGGUUCACGAUGUCGUGGUUCCCUGGUUUGGGCGCGGGUCCCGCGUGGAGCUGGCUGGUGACGCGCGAGGCGCGCGACUGCGCCCAGCGCUGGUGGUACCACCUGCUGUACCUGCACAACCACCUGCCCAUGGGCAAGUUCUGUAUGGGCCACACUUGGUAUUUGGCCGCAGAUCUCCAACUGUACGUCAUAGGCCUGAUAGUGAUGUUGUUCCUGGUACGGUUCCAAAAGGUAGCAGCGCCGGUGCUGGGCGGCCUGAUCGCUGCUUCAGCGCUCGCGGCCGGAAUUGUGUCUUACUUCUACGACAUCAAGCCUAUAGUCACGGGGCAGUCGCCUGAAACUUUGCGCACGAUGUUCGCGGGCAACCUGACCCUGACGAUGCUGUACCUGCCGAGCUGGAUGAACCUGAGCGGGUACAUGGGCGGCGUCGGCUGCGCCUUCCUGCUGCACCACGCGCAGACUCGAGGACUCAAGCUCAACCAGAACAAGUGGUUCAACCUCCUGUUCCACCUGUCCAUCACCCUCGGCUCCAUCGUGGUGCUAGUGGGGGCGGUGUUCCUGUCGGACUCCGCCCCGCCGCGGUGGGCCAGCGCGGUGUACGCGGCGCUUGAUAGAACUGUCGUGGCUCUCUGCUUCAACGUCUUCUUGUUGGGCUGCUUCAGUCAUUGCAAGUCCGGUCUCCGCUCCAUACUGGAAUGGCGCGGGUUCCACACGCUCGGGCGGCUGUCCUACUGCGUCUUCAUCAUCCACUUCAUGAUACUGCGCCUGACGCUGGCAGGCAACACGCAGCUCGGACACAUCUCCAUUUACUCUAUGAUCUCCCUCCUGAUCACCGUGUCAGUUCUCUCAUACCUGAUCGCCGUCCCCGUCUGCCUCCUCGUGGAGCUGCCAGCCAUCGAGCUGUGGAAGGCUCUGACCACCCCUGAGAGGCCGUCUCCCGCCCCCACGCCUACUCCAAGACCAUCGUUGCCCGUUCUACCGGCUUUGAAGCCCAUGGACUUACUGUCUCAUAUCAGAAGACGGAGCGAUGUUUAAUCGUGAAAUUGUGUUUCAAUCAAUCACUCUCUUAUCUUCCCAUGUUCUAGGUGUCAUUAGGAACGGUGGCGCCCCGAGCCCUCAUUAUUUUUCACAGUUUGAACACGGGCACCAAAGGAGAUUUCCAGACUACUAUAUCCGUCUUCGUCCAUUUUGGUAAGAAAACUUACCUAAAUUUUAGUUUUUAUUCUAACGUAACUGGUUGCGAGUGAACCAAUACAGAGUAACAACUAUGGAACGAGCAGAAGGAAAAGACGAAGGAAGGACGAAGGUAUUAGGAGUUUUUUUAUCGAUAAAAAGCCAUGUAAAGUAUGUAACAUUUGGAGAUAAUAAUAUAAGGUUAGCUCAAAUUCGAAAUCUUUAACAUUUUACAUUUUUUUAAAUAAAUAAGUUAAUUUUUGUAAAAUUGUGUUAUAUAGUGUGCAAAGAUAUGUUAGCUAGAAUUAUAGGACGUGUGAUUAGAUUAUAGUCAUUUAACCAAUGUACAAAAUACCGCAUGUUACGACCUCUAUGUCGCGGUAAUAACGUACAAUUUGCAAUGAAUUUGUACAGGUUGAUGUGCAGUUGGCUGUACUUGUGAACUAACUGGUCGAUAUUGUGAUAUUGUUUUAUUAAGUUUGUAUAUUAAUUGCCACUAAUAUGGGAUUAGUGCUUUAUGUAGAAGUUAGGUUACUGGGGAAAAUCUCGAAUAUUUUAGUAAAAAAAAUCAAAACAAAUUUUACAAAUUAGUUUGUACUAAUAUUUUGCGAGAUGACUGAAAUAACUGAAAAUAAACGUAUUUUUUUAAA